Molecule: messenger RNA, 3372 nt
Organism: Harmonia axyridis
Lineage: Eukaryota; Metazoa; Arthropoda; Insecta; Coleoptera; Coccinellidae
Exons: 2
Coding region: 638-1960 (440 amino acids)
Source: RefSeq, a predicted model, not a curated record
UUUGCUGCAACAUCGACACAUUUCAAAAAUCGGCAUUUUCCGUAUUAUAUUGGAGAAAGAACCCUUCUAGUCUUCCCGAUUUUCUGGUAGAACGACAUUUCUCAGCUUUCAAAAAUGAGCGCGAGAGGGCACUAUGUGUCGUUAUUCUGUUUCGGCGGGAAACUAAGCAUCUACAGCUAGAGAGAACUAUUUCAGUUAGUAUUCAUCGGUCGUUUCAGAAAGUGCACAUCAAUGUCUUGAAGAAAGUCAUAUUUUGUGUUGUGACGUUCUUGUUGAAAAGGUGAGUUGUUGUAAAAUGGAUUUGUAAUAAGCAAUAUCGUCUUAAUAAUUGAUGUGACCAUAUUGUUGACAAAUAGUCGAGGCUUUAUUUGAGGUGUAUUAUUCAAUAUGCCACUCUUGCAGCAAAAAUACUAGUUCACUCUUGUAUCAGUUUAUGUUAUGACACUCUUGCAGAGAAUAACUUUCCCAUUCCUAUAAUGCCAUGAUGACACAUUUCCAUAAAUGUCCUUAUUACUGCAAAUAUAUGUUGUAAAAUGUGAGAACAUCAUAAAUUAUUUUGUGUUGUGUCGAUCUUGCCGAAAUCAUAGCAUCCAAAGUAUUCACAUUGAAUUUUUCUCCAUCUCAGAUUUCCAAAAUUAUGGGUGAUCGUGGGAAACUUAUGUUGAAACUAGCUCGUGAAAAGAACGAAAAAUUGUCCAAAGAAACGUCCACUGAAUCUAUGGAGAUCGUUCGAGACAACAUAACAAAUGCUACCGAAAAUUGCGCUGCGAUAAAUGCGUCAGACUCCAUAAUCACUUCAGAACCAAUAGCUACCAUAGAAAAUAAUGAAUCAAAUUAUCAUCUUUCUGACUCGCCCAGACAAGAAGGCUUGGUAGAACAAUUUGAUCUAUCAUCCUCUAGUAGUAGCUCGUCUUCAACAUCUAGUUCUGGAGAUUCAAGUUCAUCAGAAGAUUGCGAUGAUAUACUUUAUGACAAAACUUAUACUCCCCAAGAUGACUCGGAGUCUGAUGAAGAUAACAUCAAUAAUCUUAUCCCAGAAACUGAUGCUCCAAAUCAAGUUGCGACGGUUACAUCGGAGUCAAAUUCAAUCCAUGCUGAGGAAGCAACGCCACCUUUGAAUGCAACGGGCAAUUCAGUCAAUAUUCUGAUAACACCUGAGAAAAAAAGCCUCAAACGAAAAAGUAACGAAAACUGCUGGAAAAGAAAUAUUUUGAAGAAAGCUCGAAAUACCGGGAAAGCAUAUGAAACUCACACAUCAAGUGAAAAAAUCAAAAAUGAAAGGAAAAUGAAGCCAGCUUGUGGAGAAAAAUGCAAACUAAAAUGUUCAGAAAAGUUUGCAGAAGAAGAACGGUUAAAAAUAUUUUCCGAAUAUUGGGCACUUGGAGAUAUCCAAAAACAAAGGCAGUUUAUUUCCAAUAGCAUGCAAGCUGUUCAACCAAAAUACAGGUAUAUUCGUAUUGGCGGUACACGUAGCCCUAGACAGAACAACAACUCCUUCUAUUUCAAUAUGAACAAUCAGCGAAUACGUGUGUGCAAGUUAUUCUUCAAAAAUACACUGGACAUUAAUGAUCGCCCUAUACGUACAGUAUUGACUAAACAAAACAAAGUAGCUGAUACAUUGCUAGAAGACGAUCUACGUGGAAAACAUGGAAAGCAGAAGAAGGUUAGUGAAGUGGUCAGGAAUGGUAUCAAGCAAUUCAUUCAGAAUAUCCCCAAGAUAGUCACUACACAAGGGCCAACACGAGCAAACUAUUCAUCGAUGGUAGUAAGACUAUUUCACAGCUCCACGCAGAUUACGUUACUGAAUGCAAAACGAAAAAUGCUCCUUACGGAAAUUAUGUCUUAUUUUAUCGUGUUUUCACGAAUGACUUUAACCUGUCGUUCUUUGUGCCUAAAAAAGAUUUGUGUGAGACCUGCAGUAGUUAUGAGAAUUCGAAUGAUGCCGAGAAAGAAGCUAUGAAAGAAGGAUAUGAUCAGCAUUUACAUGAGAAAACAUUAUCAAGAAUCGAGAAACAAAGAGACAAAGAGGACGCAAAUGCAGUAGUAGCAGUCUACGAUCUUCAAGCAGUAGUACAAUUACCUAAAGGCGACGUAUCCGUUUUUUAUUAUAAAUCAAAAUUGAACGCUUUGAAUUUUACAGUGUAUGACUUGCAGAGUAAUAAGUGCGAUUGUUUUGUUUGGGACGAAUCGCAGGGUCAUAGGGGUGUGAAUGAACUCGGAACAUGUGUCUUGAAAUAUCUAAGAGAAAUAAACCAGAACAAUUCAAAUGCUAACAGAGAAGUUAUAUUCUACUCGGAUAACUGUGCGGGUCAACAGAAAAAUAAAUUUAUGGUCGCAUUAUAUUUAUACGCUGUUCAAAAAUUCGAAAAUAUUAAAUCUAUAACACACAAAUAUCUGAUCAAAGGACAUACUCAGAAUGAAGGUGAUUCGGCGCAUUCUUUGAUUGAAAGACAAAUGAAAAGGCAUUUGAGAGGCGGGCCUAUGUAUACUCCUGCAGCUUUCAUUUCGGUGAUACAUUUGGCCAAAACAAAAGGAGAACCAUUUAAAGUUCACGAGAUGAAUUUUGAAGAUUUUUCUGAUAUAAAAACUUUGGCUACAGACAUAGGUCUUGGGAAUAUGGCUGGUAUGAAACUUUCUGAAGUGAAAAUUCUGCGGGUUAUUAAAGAUGAUCCAAAUUCAGUAUUUUUCAAAACAUCCUAUUCAGAUACUGAUUUCCAGAAAGGGACGGCAAUAAAAAAGAAGAAAAAAACAGAUAUAACUUUGCAGCCAGCAUUCAAUGUGAAACCAGGAAUUUCUGAAAGAAAGAAAGAUGAUCUUAUGGACUUAGUGAAAAAAAAACACAUUCCUACUAAUUAUAAAUAUUUUUUUGAAAGUUUAUAAUGAUUUGCUACAAAGUUUUUAGGCAUUCUGUAUUCAUCAUUUCUUUAGAAGCUACAUUUGUUUAAUUUUUUUCAGAAAGUUUGAAUAAAUCGGUUUUGAUAAAUCAGUUUUCACUGCAUUUGUGCCUUUGCCUGUCAUUCCAAAUUACUACAAGAUUGGCGUAACGCAAGAAAAGUAACAGAACAUAAAUUUUUCAUUUCUGCAAUAACGUCCUUGACUGAAAUGAUACAGUGGAGUUUUGUGAAAAUUUCUGUAAGAGUGACAUAACUGAAACCUUAUUUAUUAAUUUCAAUUAAUAAGUUUGCAAUAGCAUAUAACUAACCCACCUAGUUUCACAAUAUAUUCGUAAGACUCGGAUAUACAAGAUCAUGUAAGAAAUAGAACAAAUUUUUGACUGGCUAUGGACUGAGAAUUUUUUUAAACAUAAAAAUCCGUUUUCCGUGAAUACGCUGAUUUUGGUUUAUGUCACUAUUGUAGCAAAUGAGCGACAUA